GUUCCGGGAAACACAAAACUCGGCACUCUCGCAGUUUUCCCGGGUCGGACGCUUUCAGCUCUGAACCGACAGAUCAGCUGUUUUUCUUGUGUACGCAAGAGACGUUUUCUGCUCAAUUUGUUCGCCGCUUUUAUUCGCUUUUUAACGAUUAACCGUCAACUGUUUUAUCCCAGCAUGGCAUCUCGGAAGCGACCGAUUGAUUCGACCGACGAGGGCUUCAAAACGCCGGAGAGGAGAAGGUCUGCGGUCCUGCAGCCGGACUCAGACUUCCUUCUUUGGGGAGUGGAAGAAACAUGUCGGUACCUGCGAAACGAAGGUCUGAGACGAUGGGAGAAAACAUUCAGAGAACAAAACAUCACAGGUGUUGGCCUGAGGUACCUAAAGGAUGAAGACCUGGAGAAGAUUGGCAUAAAGACCUUGGGUGACCGCCUGCAGGUCUUGCACAGCCUCAGGAAGCUGUGGCAGAUAGAAACUAACAAGGUGUUCAAUGAUCCCAUCCACGGUCACAUGGACUUACAUCCACUCCUCAUUAAAUUCAUCGACACCCUUCAGUUUCAGAGGCUUCGAUACAUCAAGCAGCUUGGUGGGACGUACUACGUGUUUCCCGGAGCGUCCCACAACCGCUUUGAACACAGUAUUGGGGUCGGGUACUUGGCUGGACAACUUGUCCAAGCUCUGAACGAGAGGCAGCCUGAACUCCUCAUCUCUCGUCGGGACAUCCUGUGUGUGCAGAUCGCUGGACUCUGCCACGAUCUGGGACAUGGACCCUUUUCUCACAUGUUUGAUGGCAUGUUCAUGCCUAGAGCUCGUCCACAACUGAACUGGAAGCAUGAGACUGCCUCUGUGGCCAUGUUCGACCACCUGGUGGAGGUCAACAACCUGAAGCCAGUGAUGGAGGAGCAUGGCCUGGUGAUGCCAGAGGACCUGGACUUUAUCAAGGAGCAGAUCGCUGGACCACAGAGAAAUCCAGGACAGCAGUGGCCGUACAAAGGACGUCCUGAAGACAAGUCCUUCCUGUAUGAGGUUGUUGCCAACAAAAGGAACGGCAUCGAUGUGGACAAGUGGGACUAUUUUGCCAGGGACUGCCACCAGCUGGGUAUCCAGAACAACUUUGACUAUCGGCGCUUCCUUAAAUUUGCCAGGGUGUGUGUGGACAAGGGACAGAAGCAGAUCUGCACUAGAGAUAAGGAAGUGGGAAAUCUGUAUGACAUGUUUCACACCAGAAACUGUCUGCACAGAAGAGCCUACCAGCACAAAGUGGGCAACAUCAUAGAGGUCAUGGUCACGGAGGCCUUUUUAAAAGCAGAUCCACACAUUCAGAUUGAAGGUUCGAAUGGGAAGAUGUUUACCAUCUCCACAGCUGUAGAAGACAUGGUGGCCUACACCAAGCUGACUGAUAAUAUAUUUGAACAGAUAUUGAACUCUUCCAAUCCGGAGCUCACGGAGGCGAGGAAGAUCCUGCGAGAUAUCUUGUGCAGGAACCUCUACAAGUAUCUGGGCCAAACUCAGCCAAACGAGCCCUUAAUCGUCACCCAGGAGACGAUUCACAGCUGGGAGGCAGAUUUGGCUCGAUCCGUCCCUCAGAGCAGUAGCCACGAUCCUAAUCUACAACCAGAGGACUUUAUUGUCAGUGUAAUAGUUAUGGACUAUGGGAUGAAGGAGAAGAACCCCAUCAACAACAUGCGCUUCUAUUGCAAAUCUGACCCAACAAAAGCCAUUCAGAUUUACAAAAACCAGGUGUCUAAGCUGCUUCCAGAGCAGUUUGUUGAGCAACAGAUCAGAGUCUACUGCAAGAAGACGGAUAAAGAGAGUCUGGAGGCUGCCAAGAAGUACUUUGUUCAAUGGUGCAUGGACAGGAACUUCACCAAGCCUCAGGAUGGAGAUGUGAUCGCACCUGAGCUGACCCCUCUGAAAGCCAGCUGGCGCAACAACAACGACGGAGAGAGCAGCGACGACUCCUGCUCCAAAGAACUAAAAGCUGCUCAGGUUAACGGGGUCAAGAAAGCCAAAACUCAGCUGUUUAAGUGAAAAACUCAAAUAAAAACACUGUUAACAACCAGAAAAUACAACAUUGAAGAUCAUGUUUCUAUGAGAUGUGUGUUGGUGAACGGCAAAUAUUUUUAUACCGGUUACAAACGGAGGAUGCAGGGGUGUACUUCUGUAAAAGGUCUGUUUUAGAAAACAAAGGUUCUCAGUGAUGUCAUUCAUGUUUUUGUUUCAUUUUAUUAAUCAGGUUUUAUUUAAAAGUACAGAAUUUCAACCAUUUAUUAUCUUAAGCCACGGCAGUUUUUCAGUAUUUACCUGAGAAGUAUUUGUUACUUUAAAAACAUUUUUACCUUUUUGGUAUCUGUUUAUUCUUCUUUGCUGUUUUGGAUAAUGUGUUUGGUAUUUAUUUUUGCUUGUUGCUGUGUUUAUCUUUAGGUUUUCUUUUACAAACCAUUUUAAAUGGCUUUUGUUAAACCAAAAUAUAUUUUGAGUUCAUCAAACCUAUGUUUAAAAAAAUCUGAUGUGUGUGAUUUAUUUAAAGGUUUGGUGUGGUUCUACCAAAAUAAACUCUGGGACUUUA
Molecule: messenger RNA, 2566 nt
Organism: Nothobranchius furzeri (turquoise killifish)
Lineage: Eukaryota; Metazoa; Chordata; Actinopteri; Cyprinodontiformes; Nothobranchiidae
Gene: samhd1a
Product: SAM domain and HD domain 1
Biological process (GO): defense response to virus; dGTP catabolic process; regulation of innate immune response
Cellular component (GO): nucleus
Molecular function (GO): protein binding; dGTPase activity
Source: RefSeq, a predicted model, not a curated record